AUGUGGCGCGUCGCAGGCCCGUCGGAGUACCUCGCCAUAACUGGAGGAUUUAUCAAGGACGUCAAGCUCGCCAAGAAGGCAUGGAUUUGGCCUACUCAGAAGUGCGUCAAGUUCCACGUUUCUCCGGUCAAUUACACCUUCAAGGUGCGGGAUGCGUGCACAGAGAAGCUCCCCUUCUUCAUCCAUGCCGUCUUCACCAUCGGUCCUCGCGUCACCGACCACAAGAGCCUCCUCCUCUACGCCAAGCUUUUUGCCUCCCAUGUCAAGCCCUCGGUCCGCGAGAAGUACGUCGUCCAGAAUAUCAUCCACGGCCAGACCUGCGUCCUUGCCGCCUCCAAGACCAUGGAGCAUAUCUUCAAGGAGAUCUUGGAGAAGCUCGAGUUGAAGCUCAACCAGUUUGGGCUGGUGAUCUACAAGGCCAACCUGGAAGAUGCUGCCAAGGCCAAGAUAAAAAAGGUGGAAAUUAAGGUCACGGGGACGGUGAAAAUCUUCAAGAACCAAAAGAAAGCUGAAUUGGCUGAAGUGAACGCCCGGUCUCAGUCGUCUAAAUUGGCCAAGGUGGAGUAUCUUGUUGAGCUACUUUUGUGGAAUUUCUGCAAGGUGCAAGAGGCAAACUGGGAACUCUAUAAGAACGAGAGGAUGGCGGAGGCGCAAGAGGCAACAGUGGACGCAACCUUAUAUGGAUGCCAGCAAGAAGAUGAGGGAAUCCAGGCGCAGGUCGUAGGGACGCUUCUCAAUUCAGCAGUGAUUAUGGAUCGAUAA
This is a messenger RNA of Eucalyptus grandis, 762 nucleotides long. Its product is annotated as flotillin-like protein 2. The record is from RefSeq and is a predicted model, not a curated record. The transcript is spliced from 3 exons. Gene Ontology annotation, biological process: protein localization to plasma membrane. The coding region runs from base 1 to 762 and encodes 253 amino acids. NCBI's taxonomy places the organism in Eukaryota, Viridiplantae, Streptophyta, Magnoliopsida, Myrtales, Myrtaceae. Gene Ontology annotation, cellular component: plasma membrane; plasma membrane raft.